Molecule: messenger RNA, 8596 nt
Organism: Bufo bufo (common toad)
Lineage: Eukaryota; Metazoa; Chordata; Amphibia; Anura; Bufonidae
Gene: SKI
Product: SKI proto-oncogene
Exons: 7
Coding region: 518-2656 (712 amino acids)
Biological process (GO): negative regulation of BMP signaling pathway
Cellular component (GO): nucleus
Molecular function (GO): SMAD binding; RNA polymerase II cis-regulatory region sequence-specific DNA binding; DNA-binding transcription factor activity, RNA polymerase II-specific
Source: RefSeq, a predicted model, not a curated record
GCCCGGGGAGUUGGUCACAUUCUUGGCUGGGAUUCAAUGACUGAGGCAGACACCAACAAACAGAGAGAGAGAAAGGGGGUGGAGAAGCCAUAGGAAAAGAGGGGAGGGAGGGGACAGACACACACACGGGGGAGGAGGAGGCGGCGCUCAGGCACAGACAGACACAAGCCAUGAGCUAAGCAUUCCGGCUGGGUGCGUGCACGGGAGCGCAGCUCUGCUCCGACACCCAACUUUCCCAAGGUAACAACAUGAAGACAAACUCCUGACAACUCGACCGCUGGAAACUACGUUAUUAUUGGGGCUUUUUUUUUUUUUUUUCCUCCUUGGUUUGACGUCACCGUCCCGACUCUUUCUGGUAGACAGGACACUUGGAGAAGAAGAGGAGUUUUGGGGGCAGCAGACAGUAGUGCCGGCCGGAGGACAUGGAGCACUUGUAAUCCCCCCCCAUAUCUUGUGGAUCUGUCUUGUAAGUUGCUAAGAAGAAGAAAGAUUUCUGCGACUUGUUACUUUUUCUCCAAUGAUGGAGGCUGUGAGCAGGAGCUUCCAGCCCCAUCCAGGUCUCCAGAAGACCCUGGAGCAGUUCCACCUGAGCUCCAUGAGCUCCUUGGGCGGCCCGGCCGCCUUCUCGGCGCGCUGGGCGCAGGAUAUGUACCAUAAGAAGGAGAGCGGGAAGGAGCCCGAGUCCGUCCUGCAGCUGCCGGUGCAGCCCCCGCCCGUCAUCCCCGGGGGGCCCCUCUUCAUCCCGUCCGACCGCUCCACCGAGAGGUGCGAGACCAUCCUGGAAGGGGAGACCAUCUCCUGCUUCGUGGUCGGCGGCGAGAAGAGGCUUUGCCUCCCGCAGAUCCUCAACUCCGUGCUGAGGGACUUCAGCCUGCAGCAGAUCAACUCGGUGUGCGACGAGCUGCACGUCUACUGCUCCCGCUGCACGGCCGACCAGCUGGAGAUCCUGAAAGUCAUGGGCAUCCUGCCCUUCUCGGCGCCCUCCUGCGGCCUCAUCACCAAGACGGACGCCGAGCGGCUGUGCAACGCGCUGCUGUACGGGGGCAGCUACCCGCCGCGGUGCGCCAAGAAGGACGGGGGCGGCGGCGGCGUCCUGGAGCUGGAGGUGACGGAGAAGAGCUUCAGGGUCUACCACGAGUGCUUCGGCAAGUGCAAGGGGCUCUUCGUGCCGGAGCUGUACGGGAACCCGAGCGCCCCCUGCAUCCAGUGCCUGGACUGCCGCCUGCUCUACGCGCCGCACAAGUUCGUGGUGCAUUCACACAAGGCGCUGGAGAACCGGACCUGCCACUGGGGCUUCGACUCGGCCAACUGGCGGGCGUACAUCCUGCUGGCCCCGGACUACUCCAGCGAGGACGAGCAGGGCCGGCUCGGGCGGCUGCUGGACGACAUGAAGGACAAGUUCGACUACAGCAACAAGUACAAGAGGAAAGCGGCCAGGAUUUCUUCUGAGUCUGUACUUAAAAAGUCAAAAACUGAUGAAUCGAUCAUCCACUCCCCAAGCUCAGCAGAGAAAGACAAGUCCUCAAGUUGGUUACGGAAUUUAUCGAACUCCAGCAAGAAUUCAGCAUAUAGUAACCCUCGCCAGCGCCUUUCAGCUUUCCGGCCCUGGUCCCCUGCCAUUUCAGCAAAUGAGAAGGAGUUGCCUGCCCUAAUCAGAGAUGGUUUUUAUAGUUACAAGAGUUUUGAGCACCUGGUUGCUCCCAAUGUUGCUUUGGCACCCCCUGCCCCACAGAAAGUCAUCACAAGCCCAUUGUGUGCCCCAACUGUGCCAAGAAGCAUUCAGGCAUCGAGUAGCCCUGCACAGUCCCGAAAACGAAGGCCGACUGCAGAAAUGCCCCCAGCACCUGAGGUACCAGCCCCUCCCGUUCCAGCCCGGGAAGAAGAGAGAGAAUCUGAAACGGAAAUAGAAGUGGAAAGUAGAGAAGAAUGUAAGUUUACCUCUUCGCUGUCUUCGCUCUCCUCUCCUUCCUUCACAUCCUCAAGCUCCGCCAAGGAGUUAAGUUCUCCGGGCAUGUUGGCCCCGACAGUAAUCAACCCUUUAUUUGAAGGGGCACAUCAUUGUGACUCUCACAGUAGCGGACUUGAGGCAGAAUUGGAGCACCUAAGGCAAGCCCUGGACAGUGGUCUAGAUUCCAAGGAAGCCAAAGAAAAGUUCCUCCACGAAGUUGUUAAAAUGAGAGUGAAACAAGAAGAGAAACUGAAUGCUGCAUUGCAAGCUAAACGGAGUCUCCAACAGGAGCUGGAGUUUCUUCGAGUGGCCAAAAAAGAGAAGUUGAGAGAAGCAACAGAGGCAAAACGCAACUUAAGAAAAGAAAUAGAACGUCUCCGGGCUGAAAAUGAGAAGAAAAUGAAGGAGGCUAACGAAUCGCGGUUACGUCUGAAGCGAGAGUUGGAACAAGCUAGGCAAGUCAGAGUGUGCGACAAGGGCUGCGACGCAGGCCGGAUACGGGCGAAAUACUCUGCUCAGAUAGAAGAGCUGCAAGCAAAACUCCAGCAUGCAGACAGUGACAGAGAGAAACUUCGGACAGAUCUUGUACAGGAGCAGGAAGCCAGAGAACUCUUGGAAAAAGUUGUCAAAGAUCUACAGGAACAACUUUGGGCCAAGCCCACCAACCUUUCCAGCAGUGAACACACACGAAAAGACAUUGAGAACUAAUGCAAAAUAAAACACACACACAAAAUUCCUUUUUGAAGCAAAAAAAAAAAGUAUCUAUUCAUAAACAAGAUUUUACGUAUAUGCACAGGAAGAGGAAGAGGCUGUCCGAUGUAUGCAUGAAUAGGUGCACGUGUGAGUGUAUGGAGUGUGUGCAAUGAGCAUGCACUAAUAAAUAUGAACAUUUACAAGAGUGGAAAAUGAUAGAUCCUAUACAACAGAAGCACUGAACUAUGCCUCGUUUGAUCCCACACAGCACAACAUCUUACUGUGCCUCAGACAGAGUGUUUAUAAAAGGAGCCAUUUAGGCUCAAAAAUUACUUUUUUUUUUUCUACGUGUCAACUACAAGAUAACGCAGCAUUCAAGUCAAAGAUUUAAACAAAGCAAGCAUGAUCAUUUAGGGGGGGAAAAAGAGAAAAAAAUCAUUCUUACGCUUGCCUGGAUCACUUUGAGAUUUACAUUUUCUUAUAAGCUAUUUAAUAUAAAAAAAAUAUAUUAAAAUGAUCAGAACAUUGUAAAGACUCCAUAAAACAGGGGGAAAACAUUUUUUUUGUAUAACAGAACUGAAACUUUGGUGCACAAUUUUAACUGACUUGUUACAGGCUUUUUGGGGUUUAUUAUUAAAAAAAAAAAAAAAUUUAAUAAAAAUCAACCCUUCCUUGCUACUCCAGAAUCCACCCUUCCUCUCGACGCCAUAUUCAGAUCGACUGUGCAAUGUAUUUGGCAGCAAGCCAUCAAUUUUGAACCCUGUUAGAGACUCUACUACAUUAGUGGCUUCUCCAUCAGAUUCUGUUGCCUGGGAAUUAUCCAAAUGCUCCACCUUUUUUGGUUUUGUUUUGUUGUAACAUAUAUAUAUAUUUUUUUAUUUUAUUUUGUUUUGCCGAGACAGGUUUAUCUGUGCACAUAUAGGAGAGGGUGAAAGACCGAACAUCCAAACCACAAAUAAAAGAAAUGGAACCGUUUAGCCAUAUUGACCAGUGUUUUUAUAAAUCCCGCCAUAUUGGAAAGAGAUCUCUAGGUGUAUAUUGAAUCCAAGUCCUCUUUACAAAUUGUCCAGAAAGUGGGCAAUCGGGUUGGAAUAAAGAAUAUAAACCGGCUGUUAAAAAGUUUGUGCAACAAACAGCAAGUAUUUGGGAGUCUAUGUAAUCUGUUCUGUUAGGUUUUUGUUACAGUUUUCAUAAAUUCUGUAUUUUUUUUCAAUGGCUGCUGUUAGCGUGUUUCGAGCGCAUGUUAACACAGUGCAAUACUGAAUGCUAGACCGAGAGAUGCAAACACUAUCUUGCUGCUUAAAAUAAUAUCCUAUACAGGUGGCUGGAAUUAGAGGAUAGAUAUUUGCAUAGUAGUAAGUUUAUCAUUAGAAGGAAUAAUACAUACCGUAUAAACAACAAAGCACAAUGAGCUCUUUGUAAUAGACUAUGUCCCUACCAUCUUAUAGGGGCUGCCUUUUAAUUUUUUUAUUUUUUUUAUACUAAAAACAGCGCCACCUCUGUCCAUGGGCUGUGUCGGGUAUCACAGCUCAUCCCCUUUCAAGUGAGCUACAGUACCAGACGCAAGCCAUGGAUUGGGGCACUACUUUUUUUUGGAGGGAGAAAAAGUGCAGAAAACUAACUUUUAUGGUUAUUAUAUGAUUUUUAUGUUGCAUGGUCAUAUUCAUCUCAGAAUAUGGCCCUACAGUUGAGUAUCACCAAAAGCAGCCUCUGGGAAUCCUGUAUAUGCCAUAGGGAACAUGAAAUCUAAUUGAAAGAAAGCUAUCCUCAAAUUCUAGCCAUGGUGCUAGGAAGAAUUUAAUGAUCUUAAUACUGAAGUCCGUUGAACAGUUUAGGUACUGACUUGACCAACUAUUUUUGCAGGUUGCUUGAUGUAUUUUGUGUGUGUUUGGGGGUAAGGGGGUGUUAAAGUUGCAGUCUGAAAGGGAAAACAUCCUUGUAUUUUAAUUUGGUGGUGACUGGCAAGUGAUUGUAUUAGGAGUUGAACUGGUCUUACUUGUGAGUGCAUUGGAAAGAAAUCCAGUUUCUAUCUUGGUAAGAAAAUGAUCACCUGGAGAAGAUGGCCAAGUUGUGUCACAGACUCUCAGAUUUUGUAGUCUCAGAUUUUGACAUGCUUGUACAUCUUUGCUUUUAAAGAGUAGUGACAACCUGAGAUUCCUCAGCCGCUAUGGAACUAUGAAGUCCUGUAUAGCAACAGGAACUAGGAGGCAAUCCAAAGGUUUGAUGACUCCAUAGCGGCUGAAGGGUCAUCAGUUGCUCUGAAAGACCAUCCCUGGUGUUUAGGAGAUGAGUUCCAUGUCCGGAUGCAGAAACAUUUCUUUUCUUUUUGUUACUUCAGGGUUCUCUGUUUCAUAUUUUUUUUUCCAUUCUAAGUGUUCAUGAAGCCGCCCAAGUCUUCAUGUUGUCAGUUCUAUCUAAAUAAUGGGCUAUCAUGCUACGUAUGUACAGGAAAUAUUUAUACUCUAUUGUAAAGUUUACUAACUGCUCUUUUAAAAAAAAAAAGAAAAUAAGUGUAAAAAUAUUCUAUAAUGAAAAAGAUGUCAGAAUAAAAUAAAAUGCAUAGAACUAAUAAUAAUAAAAAUAACUAUAACUGAUGCAUUGCUUACAGGACUGCAAAGGUCUGGUCUUAAUCCACCAUUAUUUUUUUUUUAAGGUUGUAAAUAAUCAGUCUUGGAGAGCAUUUGUGCACCAUUUAUAGGUAGACAAGUGACCCUCCGCAAAGGUGCAGUGCCACUCUGAAGUCAGAGCAUCUCCUUAUAUAAUCCCUCUUUUAGUGUUACUUGGAUUAACUUUUUGGAUAAUGAAGUCCUGAAAUGAGUCAGACAUGAUAAUAGGUUGACCAACACUUAAAGUGGGAAAUAUCUUAGGAGACAACACAAAAACGCGGUCUUGUUUAUUUUUAUUUUUUUUCCUUCUCAUUUUAAUGAUAGUAUUUCCUAAGGGGCACCAAAAACGGCUACUCUACUUGCCUUGGUGAAAGCAGCACAAUCUCUUGAUACUCAGUGUUCUAAUCAAAUUCUAUGGGUCGUACAUGUUCAUCGCUAUUUACCCUAUCUUAAACCUAUGGAGUACACUAACAUGGCUAUGUACACUGCACGCCUCUAAUGUCACUGCACUGUUGAUAAUAUCCAUUAAUAUUCUUGGGUUAGUGACAUUUUUUUAUUUUAUUUUUUUUGUUUUGUUUCUGCACACACAAUGCAAUGAAGCAGUGUCUCACAAAGGUGUUUUUUUUUUUUUUUUUUAAUUACCCACACGUUUGCUGCUAGUGGGUUCCUCAAGUCAUAUAGAAUGUAUUUACAUAAAGGCUGCGCUACAGGUCAUGUUUCCCCAGUGAGAAGCCUCUUUACAAUAAGGUUCAUUGUACAGUCCUCGGAGCAGCGUGCCCAAUGCUGCUGGUACUGGAGGGUCCUGCAUCGCAUUUGCAUGUCUUUAGUUCUGCAGCUGUUUAAGUUUUUUUUUUUUUUUUACUUUUUUUUCUUACAUAGUGCAAUGCAAAAAUAUCAGUGACUGUCAUUUAAAAAAAAUAAAAACUAACUUAUUUUUUUAUUCACUUUUUUUAUUUUAUUUUUUAAAACCAAACCAUGUGAAAUUAAAUCUGCCACUUAGGAUAACACAAAAUGGGCAUUAAUAAUGUUAAGAUUUUUUAAAAAAAAAUUUUUUUUUUCCUUUUUAUCCAUAAAAUAACUUCACUUUUUGGUUUCUCAGUUAUAAUAAUCCCUAGCACUGAUUUUAAAUUUGUGGGGGGGGGGGGGGGGGGGGGUUGUGUAAUCUAUCUCCAAAAAUCUGUUAGGUGAGUGGGGCAAUUCAACGCUGUUGGAUACAUUUUGUGGUUGUGCGUUUUCAGGAGCAGAAAGCCAAAAUACACACCCAAUUGUUUUAUAUGUAUCCUAGGCGAAACCCAUGCUCUAAGUUGUAUAUACGGUGCUACAUUAGCAGUCAAAAAAAUGUUUAAGUAAAAAAAUAUGAAAAUUGGGCCCAGUGCUGUAAUCGCAUGCAGCAAUCUGGGUUCACUUUUUGGCUCCAUUUACUUGCAUAUCUUUUAUAAAAAACCACUAUAUUCCUGAAUUUUAGAUACCAGCUGUCCAAAUACACAGGUCACCCUUUACCGUGCCUUCCUUCCUAGUCGAUGCGUGUGCCUUUUAAAAAUCGAUCUAGUACUUCAAUUUUCAGAAGGUUUCCCAGGAAUAUCAGGGCUCCUUACCCCAAUAAAAGAUGUGAAGCACAUGACUUCUCUAUUGAAUGGGGGUAUUCUUAAAUAUUUAGACAAUUUUUUUAGCUAUGGAUGCCGAACUCAUUGGAGGAAAAGAAAACGAAAAGCCAUAAUUGUACUGCAUAUAAACUCUUGAAUUACUGAAAUAUAUACAUUUGGAAUAAAACUGGAUGUUCUUAGAAAUUUGUCAUUGUACUGCAGGGCAUUGUCAUCUGCCAUCUUUUUCUCUUUAAUGUUUCAUGUUGUAGCACAGGACCCCUCCCUCCCAUUAAUUAGCCCAUUAAAAAAAAUCUGUAGAAAUCGAUGCUUGAAUGUUUGCUCCCUCUUCCAAAACUCUCCACUAAACCAGCGCUAGGUUUUCCAGUCUAACUUUUUGUUUUUGGACACUUCUACAUCCGCAAUUCAUAGGCGAUGCUUACCUUCUUAAGGGACUUUGACUCUAAAAUGAUCUGAUCUACAUAUUAAUACGUAAAGCCAUUUUUAAAGAGUAAAGUUUUAAUACAGAUACCAUAUACUCGUUUGCCUUACUAACGUUUGCUGCUACCAACAUUGUAAGUUAUUAGGUCCUCAGAGCGUAUGUUGUUUACAAUGUUACACUUGCUUAUAGCUUUUCAAUCUCUGUAUUCUACAACUGUUUGGGAAUUUCCAUUUCGGAUCACCAUAAACUCACCUAAAUGCUUCGAUCUGAUCAAACCCAGCAGGUACAUACUAUAAAAAAACAAAAAAACAGGCCUGUACAUUCUUUAAAACAACAAAACAAAAACUUCACUCCUGAGCAUUCUACCGUCUAGGUUUGGCAAUGAAUCCCAGACUCGAGGGAUGAUUUUAAUUUUUUUUUUUUUUUUUUUUUUUAUCGGCACAGGGGUUUGAUAUGAAAUUCUUAUGUACAGUUUGCUGCGUUACAUUGUUUUUGUUUUUUUCAUGUUCCUGGAUGUGACUGCUUUGCGUGUUCAUGCAAAAGCUGUGACUCUCCCUCCGCUUGAAAAGCAUUACUUUAAAAAAAAAAAAAAAAGCGUGUUCCAUUUAAUGUUUCUAUAACGAUGAUAAAGGGAAACAUAAACCAACAGCAAUAACAUUAAUACAUAUUGAGCAGAUUACUCUUAAGCAUAAUAUUCUACUUUUAAAAGUCAAACUAGCCAAUUGUACAAAGAAACUCAAUUUGUAAAUAUUUUGUUUUAUCAUUUUCUUUUUACACUGUUGUAUUAUACAUGUAUAUGGUGUUUUUUUUUUUUGUUUUUUUUGUGUUCCUUCAAAUGCUCUUUAUUACCUGCUAAUUAUAUGGUUUUAAUUGGUUGUUUUAACGAUGAAGAAUCUGUUAGAGAGAAAAAAUGAAUUUUUUUGCAAUUUAUAAAUGUAGUGUUUUUUCCAUCACACUUGUCCAUAUUUUCAUUGUAAAGUAUUUUUUUUAUUACAAAACUUUUUUUUUUUUUCCAUUUUUCUCAUUUUAGGUGGAGUUUUUUGUAUCAGAAAAAAUAAAUCAGAAUUACAUUUUUCAUUUGAUGAAAACAAAAUACAUCUGCAUAUGUUAUAGCCAAUAUCAUUUCAACAUAUUUUAUCUUUUUUAUUUUAUCCUAUGCUGCUGCUAAUGACAAUAUUAAAAAAAAAAACUUACUAUUCUAGAACUAUUUUUAUGUAAUUAAUGUAUGCUUUCUUGUUUAUAAAUGCCUGAUUAAAACAAAAAAAGUAAGAAAAAAGCUUAGCAUAUUUAUCUAUUUCGCUGUGUACUGUCGAUUCCUUUUUCUUUC